CGCGGGGGGCGGGCACCGGGGCCCGGUCGGACAUGGGCAAGAAGCACAAGAAGCACAAGUCGGACAAACACCUCUACGAGGAGUAUGUCGAGAAGCCCCUGAAGCUGGUCCUCAAGGUGGGGGGCAGCGAAGUCACCGAGCUCUCCACCGGCAGCUCGGGGCACGACUCCAGCCUCUUCGAAGACAAGAACGACCAUGACAAGCACAAGGACAGAAAGCGGAAAAAGAGGAAGAAGGGCGAGAAGCAGGUUCCAGGGGAAGAGAAGGGGCGAAAACGCAGACGCGUGAAGGAGGAUAGAAAGAAGCGAGAUCGGGACCGUGUGGAGAAUGAGGCAGAGAAAGACCUGCAGUGCCAGGCCCCUGCGAGAUUAGACUUGCCUCCCGACAAGCCUCUCUCGAGCUCUUUAGCCAAACAAGAAGAAGUAGAACAGACGCCUCUUCAAGAAGCUUUGAAUCAACUGAUGAGACAGUUGCAGAGAAAAGACCCAAGUGCUUUCUUUUCAUUUCCUGUGACUGAUUUUAUUGCUCCCGGCUACUCCAUGAUUAUUAAACAUCCAAUGGAUUUUAGUACCAUGAAAGAAAAGAUCAAGAACAAUGAUUACCAGUCCAUUGAGGAACUAAAGGAUAACUUCAAACUUAUGUGUACUAAUGCUAUGAUUUACAACAAACCAGAGACCAUUUAUUAUAAAGCUGCAAAGAAACUACUACACUCAGGAAUGAAAAUUCUUAGCCAGGAGAGAAUUCAGAGCCUGAAGCAGAGCAUAGACUUCAUGGCAGACUUGCAGAAGAGUCGAAAGCAGAAAGACAGAACAGACACCUCGCAGAGUGGGGAGGACAGCGGCUGCUGGCCCCCAGAAAGGGAGGACCUGGGCGAGAUGGAAGCACAGGCCUUCAGGAGUCCCAGCAAGGAAAGCAGGAGGAAAGACAAAGAUAUGCUUGACGAUAAAGUGAAGAGUCAUAACUUAGAACGAGAGCAGGAGCAGAUUGACCGCAUCGUGAAGGAGUCUGGAGGGAAGCUGACCCGGCGGCUGGCGAAUAGUCAGUGUGAAUUCGAAAGAAGAAAACCGGACGGGACGACAACACUGGGACUUCUGCACCCUGUGGACCCCGCUGUAGGAGAACCUGGCUACUGCCCCGUGCGGCUGGGCAUGACCACUGGGCGGCUCCAGUCUGGAGUGAACACUCUGCAGGGGUUCAAAGAAGAUAAAAGAAACAAAGUCACUCCGGUGUUGUACCUGAACUACGGGCCCUACAGUUCUUACGCACCGCACUACGACUCCACGUUUGCCAACAUCAGCAAGGAUGAUUCUGAUUUAAUCUAUUCGACCUACGGGGAGGAAGACUCGGACAUUCCCAGUGAUUUCAGCAUCCAUGAGUUUUUGGCCACGUGCCAAGAUUAUCCGUACGUCAUGGCAGAUAGUUUACUGGACAUUCUAACUAAAGGAGGGCAUUCUAGGACCCUGCAGGAGUUGGAGAUGUCGUCACCUGAAGAUGAAGGCCAGACGAAGACACUUGACACAGCAAAAGAAAUAGAGCAGGGUCCAGAAGGAGAGCUGGCAGGGCGGUUCGACUGUGGUCAGGACAGGCUCACUGUGCUGGAGGCGGUGGCCAGCUUGGGUGCUCCCGUCCAGGUGUUUGGCUCUGAAGAGGCCGAGGUGUUCCAGCGGAAGCUCGACGAGACCACCCGGCUGCUCAGGGAGCUCCAGGAAGCCCAGAACGAGCGCCUGAGCGCCAGGCCCCCUCCCAACACGAUCUGCCUCCUGGGGCCCUCGUACCGAGAGAUCCAUCUGGCUGAACAGGUGACCAAUAACCUUAAAGAGCUUACACAGCAAGUAACUCCAGGAGAUGUCGUCAGCACGUACGGAGUUCGGAAAGCCAUGGGCAUCUCCGUGCCCCGCCCGCGCAUGGGGAGCAGCCUGGUGGAUCUAACCGAAGAUCGUGAAGAAGCUACGAAGACCGAUGCUGAGUGUGGACCUGAGGGGACUUGAUUAUAUAUUAUGUGUAUAUUUUUUCAUUAACCUGGAAAUGCUUUUCAAAAUAUUUGUAAAUUGUGUUUUUAAU
Molossus molossus (Pallas's mastiff bat) is the source of this 2061-nucleotide messenger RNA. RefSeq names its product bromodomain containing 7 (gene BRD7). Lineage: Eukaryota; Metazoa; Chordata; Mammalia; Chiroptera; Molossidae. Gene Ontology annotation, biological process: regulation of transcription by RNA polymerase II. The transcript has 17 exons. The record is from RefSeq and is a predicted model, not a curated record. Gene Ontology annotation, cellular component: nucleus. Bases 33 to 1988 code for a protein of 651 amino acids.